UAUUUAAAAUUAUUAUAAUACUAACAACUUACUUAACUUACUAUCCAGGUAUCCUAGAUAUAUAUUAUAUACUGUCCUGUACCAAAACAAAGGGAAUGGUUAUAACACAGCUUCUCUACGCCUUACAUGCUCACAGUGUCACACUGAACAUGAAAUCUAUCUUGUGAAUUUGUUUAUUCAAUGUAUUGAAAGAAGAACUGCUAAUCUUUAGAAUAGUCUAGAGCAUACAUUUCUUCAAUGUCUGCAAUUUUUACUUGAAGCUUUGACAUGAGUGAAUACAAAAAGCAUAUAUCUGACAAAUUGUUCUAAAAUAUUCAACAUCAGUGGCUGAUGUACACAGCGAGCAUGCAAUAUGAAUGGUUGAUGCUAUGUAUUAUGGGUCAUUAUCAAGUGCAUUUUAUCAUGCCAUUCAUUAUCUAGAGACUGAUCAACCCAGUAAACAACCUAGUAAACACAUAUCUAGUGGUGGAAGCUUUACAUCUUUUGAUCUUUCAUUGUUGAAGGAAUGUUUGAAUAUAAACUAGAAGAUAUGAACUAGUACAUUUGAUUUUAUGCCAUUGCAAUGAAGAACAGUGAAAAAGCCAGACUAUAAAAGGUUUUAGGCUCAUGCUGGUCUGUUGGAGGACAUGGACUUUUUUUGCUAUCUCUGGUAACCCUACUUAUGGAAUACAUAUGUUCUUCAAAUAAAUCUGUUCUUAACCAUAAUUCUGGAAUGAAUUAUGGUCAAUAACCAAGAACAAAACAAUUAUAGAAACACACUGUUGAACUAACAAGUCUGAUGAAGAGACUUUUUUUUUACUGACAAUUCACAAUUCAAAGAAUUAAAUGGCAUUUGCCAAUCAGAAAAUUCAACGACUCUUACGUGCUGAUCUUUCCAAAAAAGGCUCAGUGGAUGAACCUAUUGUAGAUCUUGUGGAAUUUAUCAACAGUUUGCCACAUUAUUUUACAACUAGCUCAUGCUCUGGAAGAAUUUUAAUUUUUGAAAAUGAUUUACAAGCAGAUAAAAAAGGAUGCAAAUGGUUGUAUGUGUCCCAUACUUAUGUGACCUUAGAAGAAAUCUUGACACAUUUGACUGCAGUACCAGAUGAAGCUGUAUUUAAAUUUGAACCAUUCAUUAUGCAUGUUCAGUGCCAAACAUUGGAAGAUGCUCAGAAGUUGCACCAGGCAGCAGUGGCGGCAGGAUUUAGAAAUUCAGGGAUUACAAUAGGAGGCAAAGGAAAGAUAAUGAUGGCAGUGAGAAGUACCCAUUCACUGGAAGCACCUCUUUCAUCUGAAGGAAAGCUUAUUGUUUCACAAGAGUAUAUCAAGUUUCUCAUAGAGUGUGCCAAUAAAAAAAUGGAAGAAAAUAAGAAUAGAAUUCACAGGUUCUUUGAGUUGGUGAAAACUUUGUCUACAAAGACUGAAUCCAACAAAACAUUGAAAACAAAAUGUCCAGUCAAGAAAGUGAAGAAAGUGACACAUUCUGAGGAUGGAACAAAAGAAACUGAAACUGAUUUGUCUUUAUUUGUCUUUGAUGUUUCAUAAUAAAAGGUUUGGGUAACAUAA
Messenger RNA from Biomphalaria glabrata, 1545 nucleotides. RefSeq names its product tRNA wybutosine-synthesizing protein 3 homolog. Gene Ontology annotation, cellular component: cytoplasm. The record is from RefSeq and is a predicted model, not a curated record. Bases 826 to 1524 code for a protein of 232 amino acids. Lineage: Eukaryota; Metazoa; Mollusca; Gastropoda; Planorbidae. Gene Ontology annotation, biological process: wybutosine biosynthetic process; tRNA methylation. The transcript has 9 exons. Gene Ontology annotation, molecular function: tRNA methyltransferase activity.